AUGUCUUUCAUUUCGUUUUGUAUUGCUCUAAGCUUGGCCUUGGGUAUUGGUGUGAUAAUUGAUUUCCCAUAUAUCAGUGGAUGCAGAGAUGAUGAAAGAAAAUAUCUGCUCGAUGUCAGAGGAGGCCUAAACGAUUCCUAUGGUAGAUUAAGCACAUGGCGCGGAUACAAUUGUUGCGCGUGCGAGGGAAUUGUUUGUGACCACCAAACAAAUCAUGUUAUUCAACUUGAUCUCAAAAACCCUCAUCAUAAGGGAGAUGAUCAUCGUUAUCAAGUAAACCACCAGUUGAGGGGGAAGAUUCAUCCAUCUUUGUUUAAUCUGCAACAUCUGCGCCACCUGGAUUUAAGCUGGAAUGACUUCCAAGGCAUUGCUAUACCUCCACUGUUUGGAAGGCUCAAGAGGCUUACUUUUCUUAGCCUGGCUUAUGCUAGGUUUGAGGGUGAGAUCCCUCUAGAGCUGGGAAAUUUGUCAGCCUUACAACAUCUUGAUCUGUCAGACUAUUACAAAUUGCAUUCUUCAGAGUAUCGCAAGAAAUGGAGACUGAAGAGUUCAAGGUUUGAUGAAUUAGUCAGAAAUUUGAGAAACUUGGAAUACCUCGCAAUGAAGAGGGUGAACCUAGAAAAGGCGUCUCACAACUGGGGCGACUCUGUCUCCAGGCUCUCAAAACUUAGAUUGAUUUACCUGUCUGCAUGUGGUCUUUCAGGAAGUAUUCCUUCACUUCUAAACCUUACCCAUUUAUCCCAGCUCCAUCUUCGAGAUAGCUCCUUUCCAUUCCGAGUACCGUCCUGGUUACAGAAUGUCUCAUCCUUGGUUUCACUUGAUCUCACUGGCUGUGAUCUCACUGGUUCCAUCCCUUCCGAUUUCUUGCACGAAGCUUCAAGUCUGAGCAAUCUUUGUUUGAGAAAAAACAGUCUACAAGGAGUAAUUCCUGCUUCCAUUGCAAACUUUUCGAAACUUGAGACACUCGAUCUCUCCGGCAAUCAGUUCACGGGGGUUAUACCCCUAUUUGGAUCUCCAGCGAGGCAACCGUCUAGUCUUUCAAUGAUUGAUCUUUCAUUUAACAAUUUGAAGGGCAGAAUACCAGACUGUGUUGGCAGGCUUUCCUCUCUCCAAUAUAUGGAUCUCAGGAGAAAUCAACUACAUGGUGAUAUCCCAAACUCUUUGGGUAAGCUCUCUAUAUUAAGUUGCCUUAACUUAGACGAUAAUCAGUUGUCUGGAGCAAUACUAAAUUCAUUUUCAGAGCUUGUUGGAUUGGAAGUACUGUCUCUUUCUUCCAACAAUUUGACAGGCGUUGUUUCUAUUUCCAUGUUCCAUAAUUUGACUCAACUUCGUAUACUCCAGUUAUCUAGAAAUCAGCUGACUAUCAACAUUCCUUCAAGCUGGGUUCCACAGUUUUCUCAUCUGGAGUACCUGGGAUUAAGCUCUUGUAAUAUUGAAGGAAAUUUUCCAGCAUUUCUGUCUACUCAAUAUUUACCAGAAGAUUUGGACCUGUCAGAUAACAGAAUUCGGAGAGGUGUUCCUACUUGGCUCAAGGAUCUUACGAAGCUGAGGAUGCUUAACCUUUCAAAUAACCAACUAGGAGGCUUUCUCCCCCAACUCAACUACAGUAAUUUUGAAUUGGUGGCCUUGCAUAAUAAUAGCUUUCACGGCCCUAUUUCAGCUCUUUCAUUUUAUGGAUUCACAUUGGAUUUGUCACAUAACAAGUUUAAUGGUUCUAUUCCUGCUACAAUCUUUCCAUACAACUAUUUGUCCCUGUCCGCAAAUAAUCUGAGUGGAGGUAUUCCGUAUUCAAUGUGUAAAAUUGAAAAUGAGUUGAUGAUUUUGGAUUUGUCAGACAACAAACUAAGUGAUGUGAUUUCUGCAGAUCUGGGGAGAUGUUCGUCUCUUGUAAUUUUAAAUUUGGCUCAAAAUGAUUUCCAAGGUGAGAUACCAGAGGAGGUAGGAAAUCUGACUCAACUCCAGACAUUAAACCUCAAUGGAAACAAUUUGCAAGGUGUUAUUUCUCCAUCUACUGCAAAUUGUGCAGAUAUUGAGGUACUGGACAUAGGAAAUAACAGGUUUGAAGGGAGGAUCCCAAUUUGGAUUGGAAAGAUGAAAUAUUUACAAAUACUAAGCUUGACGAAUAAUAAGCUUGAGGGUAGUAUUCCAUCCGAGUUGUUUGAGCUAAAGAGUCUUCAGGUCUUAGAUUUAUCUCAUAACAAUAUAUCAGGAAGUAUCCCUGAAAGUUUAGAAAUGCUCCAUGCUAUGAUAAGUCAAUCACAGAGUUUUGAAAUGCAACGUCUUGAUGGAUCAGACGGUUUUUGGACUGAAGCCAAUACAUACAUCUAUCACUCAGUAUUCUUUGUGGAUCAAAUAACGCUCUGGAUUAAAGGAACGGCACGUCCAUAUAAAAAAAUAUGGAGAUCAAUCAAAGUUAUGGACUUGUCACAUAACAAGCUCCGGGGUAGCAUUCCUCCGAAAAUGGGACUUCUCCAGGGCCUAGUUGCUCUGAAUAUUUCAAACAACAACAUCAGUGGCUCAAUUCCGAAAUCCUUUGGACAGAUGGUUAGGCUGGAGUCUCUGGAUCUUUCAGGAAACAUGUUAUCAGGGAAGAUUCCCCAAGAGCUUGUAAGUCUCACUUUCCUUUCUGUCUUGAAUCUUUCAUACAACAUGCUUUCUGGAUUAAUUCCGCAGGGUUAUCAGUUUUCAACGUUUGAAGAUUCUUCAUUUCUUGGGAACCCCAAACUUGGGGGGCCUCCCCUCGAAAAUAGAACACAGAGCUCUAGUUUUGGUGAAAGAGGUCGCCAGGUAGAGUUGAAUAAUACAGUUAUUGCAAAUGAUACAGAUAAAAUGGAUCGAUGGUGGGCAGUGACAGUGGGGUUAUGUUACGGGAUGGGAUUUGCUAGUGUGAUUGCAGUGUUGUGUUUUCACAUAGAAUGGAGGUACAGAUGCUUUGCUUUGCUGGAUGCUGUUGUGGCUUAUCUUUGUGAGCGUUGA
Molecule: messenger RNA, 2976 nt
Organism: Cryptomeria japonica (Japanese cedar)
Lineage: Eukaryota; Viridiplantae; Streptophyta; Pinopsida; Cupressales; Cupressaceae
Product: receptor-like protein EIX2
Exons: 1
Coding region: 1-2976 (991 amino acids)
Molecular function (GO): protein binding
Source: RefSeq, a predicted model, not a curated record